AUGCCUCAACAACACAACGCAAUUGCUAUUCAAGAAGAAGGUAGAGUUAAUCUUGCCCUUCAAGCCUAUACGUUUGGCCAAUUUAAGACCCUCUGGCGCGCUGCAGCAGCUUUUAACGUGGCAGAUAUAGCUGAUAAACUGCUGGCUGUACGCGGUGGCAAGCCUGUUGGCAAGUGCUGGCCUGAGCGCUUUGUAACGCGUUCAGAUGAGCUUAAAAUGGCCUUCAAUCGAGCCAAGGAUAGGCAGAGGAUACUCUAG
Messenger RNA from Didymella exigua CBS 183.55, 258 nucleotides. RefSeq lists its product as uncharacterized. The transcript has 2 exons. The record is from RefSeq and is a predicted model, not a curated record. NCBI's taxonomy places the organism in Eukaryota, Fungi, Ascomycota, Dothideomycetes, Pleosporales, Didymellaceae. The coding region runs from base 1 to 258 and encodes 85 amino acids.